AUGGAUUCGCAAGAGAAUAAUACAACCAAAAUUCGAACGGUAUUAGUGAAAUUUGAUUCCGCUUUACGAGGGAUAGAUGUAAUACAUUCAGAAAGUCGAGUUAUUACAUCAAGCAAUGUACUAAAAAGAUUAAUUGUUUUGCUGAAAGAUAUGCGUGAAUGUCCAGAUGAAUAUGGUAUCGCCGAAAAUGCGUCAGUCAUAAUGAAUCAUCAUUUUUUUCUGUACAUUCGCGAUACAGUGAUCAAUAUUAUAGAAAUGUUGAACGAACCGUCAUCAAAGAUAUUAGAUUUCCAAACACAAUUUUUGAAUGAAGCAUCAUUUAUGAUACUUGAAAUUAUUGAGCAUACUACGAGCAUUGAAAUUUUUCAAAAUUUGUUCGUAACAGAAUCACUUAUUAAACCGAUUGGGCAAUGCCUUAAUGCAAUCGCCUCUAAGGGUAAACACUUAGCCAACUAUGACAUUGUAUUUAGUAUUAAAUGUUUAUUGGAGGCAUUCGGAAAAUAUCGAAAGAGAACUGAUAAUAAUGGCCACCCGCUUCUUUUACUUCUAUUGGAUGCGGCCAUUACCUGCUUAUGCUCGCAUUAUUAUCUGGAAGUGUUUAAUGAUAUGGAUAUGAAUGCAACACUAUUCUAUAAGGAACAGGAUCUAUUUCUUUCUGCCUGCCCAACAUAUAUUUAUGAAUACGAUACUCAAUCGCAGAAGCAUAAAAUAAACGUACUAUCAAAAACUGUACUAACCUAUGGCCAAAAGCUGUUCGAAAAAUUUCAAUCACCAAAAUUAAAGCGUUGCCAAAAUGCGUUACUGCAAGCCUUUAUAAAUCUGCUUAACGUUCUUGAUAUCGUACCAAGCGAUCUAUUCAUCGAAUCGUUACCACUAGUCGAUGCUAUGAUAUUGAUAGUUAAAGAAGCUAAGCUACUAAUUGACGAUACGAACGCGCAACGAAAACAGCAAAAGGUCGAAUUAAUUUUCUUAGCAUUGAAACUGAUUCAUAGAGUUUCAGAGAAUUUAAAUAUUCUACGGCAUAUUCAAAAUUUAAAUGGUGUUACUGAAAUAUUUGAAAAAUUAUCCAUCAUUGGGACAACUAGAGAGAGUCGAAUACAAUCUCAAGCGAAUCUUAUAUUUGAUCUACUGAUUAGCAAUCAAGACAUAGAAGAAGAAAAUCUAGAAGUAGAAGCUGAUCUAUGUACAAAAGACUUUAUAUCAGAGCAACCAUUGUCGCCGAUAGAAUAUGCCUACUAUCAAGAAUGUAAAGAAUGCUAUAAUCUAACGGGACAACCAAUAAUAUCAGUGGCACCAGAAGUUUUUGACGAGCGUAUUGAAUUACCGACAUCAUCACUAAAGAUCUGUAUUGAUGAAGAUCAUAAUCACUUUGAUUUACAACAAUUUCUUACUAAAUUUUGUGAUAAAAUCAAUGUACUGCCAAAAGAUAUCAUUAUCAAACAAAUACAAGUAGGCUCAGUCGUGUGUGACGCAGAAAUAUUCCCUGAUUCCGAAUCGAGUGAUAAAAAGAUAUCCAUAAAAAUGAUAUGUCAAUUACUUACGGAUAAAUUCCGCGAAGAAUUUGGCAAAAUGAAGAUUUUCUUCAUGUUUCUUGGUUCUUCAAAAACCUUGUCUAAGCAGCAAAAAUAUCGUGCUGAUAUUAAAAUAAAUCCUCAAUAUAAUCGUAUAUAUGCUCGUGGUCAUACUUAUUGGCACGGCGCUCUUAACGACCGCAGAGAUCGUGGUAAUCAACCCUAUUAUUGUCCUGUUGGAUGGAAAAGAUGUGCUUUUUAUGUUACUGAUAACUUCUAUGAAAAAUUUAAAGGAUGGUGCAUCUGUUAUCAUGGUACAAAGUUUGCCUGCGGUUUAUCUAUUUUGUUGAGUGGAUUAAAACCAGCAAAUAAAGCUGUACAUGGUGUCGGCAUAUAUGUUUCCCCAUCGAUAACAUACACGUCCCACCCAAGAUAUGCUGAAGUUAAGCGAAUUAAUUCGUCGCCUCAAAGUAAAUUUUUCAAAUCGGGUAAAUACGUACAAUUUGUGUUAGAGUGUCGUGUGCAUCCGAGCAAUAUCAUGAAAAUAGCUAAGGAAACCUUACGUGUCAGUGAUACAAUCAUUGAUUUUAAUAUUGGAAAUGAAAUUAUUGAAUGGGUUAUCGAUAAUAAAAAUAAAAAUAUUGUUGAUUUCAAUGACACAGAAGCUUCUAUUGUGUGUACUGGGAUAAUGAUGCGUGUUACCGAUGAUCAUCCUGGCUUAUUGCCUGAGUCACAGUGGUGGUAUAGUUCACACUUAUGCAAUUACAAAAAAUGUUGUCUGUUAGGUACAGAUCUUAAUACUCUUAAAACAAAAUGUCGUGAUCAACAUAAGUGCAACAUUAUCUAUGACUAA
This is a messenger RNA of Rotaria socialis, 2364 nucleotides long. The record is from the annotation of a GenBank genome assembly. Lineage: Eukaryota; Metazoa; Rotifera; Eurotatoria; Philodinida; Philodinidae.